AUGGACCACCAAAACGCUGAUAGCAGCAUUCAAUCCGCGGAUGGAUUCAACAAAUUUGACAGUGAGAAAGGCAUACAUAGCCUCGCGCCGUCGAACUCCCUCUCAAAAAUUGAAUCCCCAGCCCGCGGCUCUAUUUCGGAGAUUGAACAACAAAGAAUUGUCCGGGGAAAUGAGAAAUUCCACCGUCUUGGUUGGAAGCGUCUUACUGUAGUGUUGUUUGUCGAGGCCAUUGCUCUUGGAUGUCUCAGUUUUCCCAAGUCAUUCGCAACUCUCGGCAUGGUCGGAGGUGUCGUCGCCUCGAUUGGAAUUGGAAUUGUUGCAACUUAUGCUAGCUAUGAGGUCGGCGCCGUCAAAGUGAAAUACCCUCACGUGGAGCACUACGGUGACAUCGGGAGGCUCAUGCUAGGCGAGUGGGGCUUCUGGAUCAUCACAGUCGUCUUGAUCCUCUCUGUUACAUUGACAGUCGGCUCACACACACUCACUGGUAUUAUCGCGUUGAAAAGCAUCACCCAAAGUGAUGUUUGCGCGGUUAUAUUCGGACUUGUUUCGACAAUCAUCCUGCUCUUGUUCGCCAUUCCACCGAGUUUUGCAGAUAUAGCCAUUCUGGGCUACAUUGAUAUUGUUUCUAUCUUGACGGCUGUGGGAAUCACAAUCAUUGCCACGGGAAUACAGAGUUCCAAAGCUCAGGCGGGCACCGACCUUCCAAGGUCAAAUUGGUCUGCCUGGCCUAAAGAGGACACCGAUUUUGCAUCAGCCAUGGUGGCAAUCAACAACAUUGUCUUCGCAUAUACCUUUGCUCCUGCGCUGCCAUCCUUCUUGAGCGAGAUGCAUACCCCGAAAGACUAUGUCAAAUCUGUGUAUUCACUGGGGGCUAUUGAGAUCGUCCUUUACACUCUUAUUGGGUCACUUGUUUACGUUUUUGUUGGACAAGACGUGGAAUCACCAGCCCUAUUAUCGGCUGGACAUCUCAUCUCGAGAAUCGCGUUCGGCAUCGCUCUUCCGGUCAUUUUUAUCUCGGGCUCUAUAAACACCAGUGUCAUUGCACGCUACAUUCACGGUUAUGUGUACCGUUACUCCGUUGUGCGAUACGUGAACACGAAAACGGGCUGGAUUACUUGGAUCGCGCUCGUGUCGGUCGUGUCAUUUAUUGCAUGGAUCAUCGCCGAAGCUAUUCCGGUGUUCUCGAGCAUUUUGUCUAUCAGUGGUGCACUGUUCAGCUCAGGUCUAUGCUUCUACGUUCCCUCGAUCAUUUGGUUUGUUCUAAUCCGGGAGGGCAAGUGGUAUCACAACCUUCCCAGAGCCCUUGCGAAUGGGUUUGUGUUUUUGUUUGGUCUGGGAGUUCUGGGAUGCGGCAUGUAUGCCAACGUGAUCGUUCUGGUAAGACCUCUGAAGCACCCGCAGCUACUACGGUAG
Penicillium olsonii is the source of this 1413-nucleotide messenger RNA. The record is from the annotation of a GenBank genome assembly. Lineage: Eukaryota; Fungi; Ascomycota; Eurotiomycetes; Eurotiales; Aspergillaceae.